AAGAAAACAAAAGCAAGCACCCUCCGAUCGCCUCCUCCUCAGACGCCUCUACAUUACCAAAACCCAAAAGCAGGAAAAAAACCAAAGAAAUCCCAUCCCAUCCCAUCCCAUCCGAUCCGCUCUCCAAGUAGAGCUUCAGCUUUAUAUCUUUGAUGCAUAUGUACUACUAAUCUCAGAUCAUCACCAUCAUCGAUCUUUGUGGUAGCCGUAAUGCCGCCGAAACAGCAGGCGUCGAAAGCAGAUAUUGCGAAGAAGCAGAAGGUGGUGGAGGACAAGACUUUCGGGCUCAAAAACAAGAACAAGAGCAAGAAUGUCCAGAAAUACGUCCAGAGUCUCCAUCAAUCCGUCCAACCCAAACCUGAUGCUUCCAAAGCCGCCGCCAAGAAGAAGAAGGAAGAAGAGAAGGCAAGAGAGAAGGAGUUGAGCGAUUUGUUCAAGAUCGCCGUAAGUCAGCCCAAAGUCCCAGUUGGUGUUGAUCCUAAGUCCAUACUAUGCGAAUUCUUCAAAGCCGGGCAAUGUACCAAAGGUUUCAAGUGCAAGUUCUCACAUGAUUUGAAUGUCCAGAGGAAAGGCGAAAAGAUAGACAUUUACAGUGAUAAACGUGAUGAAGAAACAAUGGAGGAUUGGGAUCAAGAGACAUUAGAGAAGGUUGUGGAGUCGAAAAAGAUGGAGUAUAAUCAAAACAAACCGACUGAGAUUGUGCGUGUUCUCUGCUCUCGUCUACCAUUGCGUUUUCUUUUUCUUUGUCCAAACCAUGUUCCCAGAUUUCUAAUCAAAGUAACUUGAUAAUAUGCUCAACCU
Messenger RNA from Magnolia sinica, 801 nucleotides. Its product is annotated as zinc finger CCCH domain-containing protein 11-like. NCBI's taxonomy places the organism in Eukaryota, Viridiplantae, Streptophyta, Magnoliopsida, Magnoliales, Magnoliaceae. The record is from RefSeq and is a predicted model, not a curated record. The coding region runs from base 211 to 786 and encodes 191 amino acids. Gene Ontology annotation, cellular component: cytosol. Gene Ontology annotation, biological process: cytoplasmic translation. The transcript is spliced from 4 exons. Gene Ontology annotation, molecular function: mRNA binding; metal ion binding.